Gallus gallus (chicken) is the source of this 12048-nucleotide messenger RNA. It is a transcript of the gene RAI14, whose product is annotated as retinoic acid induced 14. The record is from RefSeq and is a predicted model, not a curated record. Gene Ontology annotation, molecular function: actin binding. The transcript is spliced from 17 exons. Bases 6979 to 10125 code for a protein of 1048 amino acids. NCBI's taxonomy places the organism in Eukaryota, Metazoa, Chordata, Aves, Galliformes, Phasianidae.
GGGGGUCUGGAACUGAAAGGUUACUGUGAUACAUUCCACUGAAAUCACUGUGCUCCCAUGUGCUCUGGAGUAAGUGUGUGGGAGAACAAAAUUUGGGUGGGGUAACUUUAAAUGAGAUUCUGCUCUAUUAUUUUUAAACGGUCCUUACAUUCUUUUAUCCUCUGAACACUACAAGUAUCCUAAAAAGGAAUAUGGAAUUGUUGAAAACUGCAGUAUCCACCCUGUGAUCAUGUGCUACCUCCAGUUGAGGUAAUUGUGACUAAAAAAAACCCAAAAAGCAUUCAGAACUAGUAGAACAGCAGUGCUUUCUGAUCACUCUCCCCAGUUAUUUAGAAAAUAAACUUCUGAAACUUGCUUUUGCAAGUGUAGUGUCUUGCAUCUGGGCAAGAACAAUGCCAGGUACCAGUAUAGCUUGAGGAUUGACCUGUUGGAGAGCAGCAUAGAGGAAAGGGACUUGGGGGUACUGGUGGACAACAGGAUGACCAUGAGCCAGCACUGUGCCCUUAUGGACAAGAAGGCCAAUGGCAUCCUGGGGUCUAUUAGAAGGGAUGUGGUUAGUAGGUCAAGAGAGAUUGUUGUCCCCCUCUACUCUGCCUUGGUGAGACUACAUCUGGAAUAUUGUGUUCAGUUCUGGGCCUCUCAGUUCAAGAAGGACAGGGAAUUGUUUGAGAGAAUCUAGCACAGAACCAUAAAGAUGAUUAAAGGAGUGGAGCAUCUCCCUUAUGAGGAAAGGCUGAGGGAGCCGGGUCUCUUUAGCUUGGAGAGGAGGACACUGAGAGGUGACCUCAUUGAUGUUUAUAAGAUUGAGUGUCAGGAGGAUGGAGCCAGAUUGAGUAUCAGGAGGUUGAGUGUCAGGAGAUUGAGUGUCAGGAGGAUGGAGCCAGGCUCUUCUCAGUGACAUCCAGUGAUAGGACAAGGGGCAAUGGGUUCAAGCUGGAACACAGGAGGUACCACAUGAAUAUGAGAAAAAACUUCUUCCAUAGUAAGUGUAACAAGACACUGAAACAGGCUGCCCAGAGAGGUUGUGGGGUCUCCUUCUUUGGAGAGACUCAAAACCCACCUGGACACAUUCCUGUGUGACCUGGUCUAGGUGUUCCUGCUCUGGUAGGAGGAUUGGACUAGAUGGUCUUUUGAGGUCCCUUCCAAUCCCUGACAUUCUGUAUUCUGUGAUUUGUCUAGGUGUCCUGGGAGUCCACUAUACAGUAUGUAGGUUGAGCCUUAAUUUCAGGGUUGCAUAGGAAAUUCUCAACCACCUCCUCCUGCAAAGAUAAAACUUAUCUUUCUCUCUCUCUUAUAGUGUCUCCUGCUUCUGCAUUUCUCUGUCUGUAGUUAACAGCUCAACCAUCCACCACAUUUUCAGCUUGGGAGCUGUUUGGCUUCAUGCCUCCUGUUCUGGACAGUAUGCAGCUCUGCUCUAGUGAGCCUGCUCUCCCAAAGAAAGCUUAAGUGUUUGUGCAGAAAAGAGGUCAAAUGUACUUGAGUCCUUCUGUAUACGGAGUAAAACAUGCUGCCUGUUGCAGCAGGCUCACAUCUUACCAUCACAUAGUGUCUUCUGGUUGGGAUGGAAAGAAAAGGGAGUAGAUCAAGUAAGUGCUGUAUUGUGUGUUAGAAAUAAUGGUAGAGCAUGAUUUGGAGUUGGCUGGCUUUGAAUAAACAGUUCUUUCCUAGAUCAGGAUUACAGUCUGGAGUGUAGUAGAGGAUGUUCUAGAUGGGUUCCCAGAUGAGUUUUUUCAGUCUAUAGAAAAAUGUCUCAUCAGCUACAAAUUCAUGAUUGCUUUGGUGCUGGUCCUUUGUCUGUUAAGCAUGCAUUGUUCAAUCAUAGAUUGGGCUGAUCAUGUACAGUUGCAAUCCUGAUCACUUAGCCUCAGUAUUGUUGUAUGGCGAAUACCACUGAUAAAUCCACUGUUGGAAGUCAGAAGAAGCUCCAGGGCUAAAGGAGUGUCAAACCUGCAGGGCUGACCUCACCCAUCUGAUUCUUGGUUCUCUGUCCUGUUGGUAGUGCAUCAUGCUCAUCUGCGCUCUACUUUCCACAACUUCAUUAUGUACCAUAAUCACUCUCUGAAAUUAUUGAUAUAUAUUUCCUUCACUGCUUUCCUUUUGACUUCCACCUUCACCCGUGCUUGUGCCCCAGUAUUGUGGGGAAAAAAAAAAAUCUUCCCUUAUUAUUGGCCCUGGUGUCAUAUUCUUACCAGCACUUACUGACAUGGUGCUGGUGAUUCUCAUGUAAUUAUAGGGUAGAGCAAGGUGUCUCCUUUUCCAGGUGUCUAUCUGGGUCUCUGAAUUUUGUCCAAGGCUUCUCCCUGCUUGCUCUCUCUCUCUUGUUUAGAGCUGGAGCAAAGGCUAGAGGCUUUGUGAACAGAAACGUUGAUUGGCCUCAAAUACUGACCUGCCCUGCUCGUCUGAGCAGCGCGUGGCCAGCUAAGCACUUUGCAGCUAUGUUCUGCUCAUUCCAGAAUGGCUGGAAUGGCCAUCUUUAUUGAUUCACUCAUUAACAAGAGCAUGUGUAAAACCUUUGUGGAGAUGAAGAGAAAAAUUUCCAUUGAAAGAAAGAAAGAAAGAAAGGUUUCAGUGGAGUUAAAUCCUGUAGCAAUAUACAACAUUGUGUUAGAAUGUGAAACUGGCCAGUUUAAUUGCCAUAUCAUGGCAAACUUGAGUACCCAAACUAAGCACCAUGAGGUGAGGGUGGUUAGGAAGUUGCAAGGCAAAUUGUCUUUUUUAAAAAACAUUUAUUGCAGCAAGAAAGGAAUUUUUGCUGUGUAGAAACAUGUCUUUUGUGUCCCUUUAAACAGUGCACAACAGUUCAAAGGCUUCAGUUUGGAGGAGUUGCAAAAAAGCAAUUGUUCUUUUUUUUUCUUUUUCAUUUAUUUGUUUAUCUUAUGCAAGAUUUAAAUAUUAAGUAAAACAAAAAUAGGAAAUAGCUAUCUGUGUGUUCUUACUGAGGUACAUUAUAUAUAUGCUCUUCUUUUUUGGCACUAGUUGUACCUAGCCUGAUUUUAACAACAACAAAAAAAUCUGUUCAGCUGUCAGUUGAAACGCAUGUAAAAGGAUUUUAUGAGUGGUCUCCUCUUCAUGUCUGAAGUGUUGUGUCAUGUCUUACUAAGUAUUGGAAGCUUGCAGUGGUACUGAUUCUCACAAAAGAUACAAAGGAUUACAAUUUGAAAAGACAUUAUCUACAGAAACAUGCUGCUAAAUUUGAUGUGUAUCGAGGAGUGCUUUGUAAAGACAAAAUAGCGGAGCUGAAGAAUGUGUCUACCAUCUCAACAAAAUCUUAGGAAAAAAAAGGUAAAACUCAAACACACUGUCAUAAAGCUACUUAUGUGAUAGCAAAUCUGAUUGCAAAAAAAUUGAAACUAUUUACUGAUGGUGAGUUUAUUAAGCAGUGUUUGGAAAGUGUGGCAUAUAUAAUUUGUCCUGACUAAAACCAAAACAAAACCAGAUGUUUUGAAAGCCAGUUUGUCUCAUCAAAAUGUCACCAGGUGAACUGGAGUAGUAGAAAAAUCUAUCGGAAGAAAUUUGAAGAGUAAAGCUGCCAAUUUCAAAUGGUAUGCUUUGGUGCUAAAUGGAGAUACUGGUGCUACAGGUAUGGCUCAACUUGCCAUUUUCAUUAGGGGUACUGAUGAUGAAUAUAAUGUCACUGAUGAAAUGACUGCUUUGGUGCCUCUGAAAGACACAAGUAAAUCUCUUGAUAUUCAUGAAGCAGUAAAAAUUACAUUAAAGUGAUUUUCUUUAACCUUUGUCAAGAUUUCUGGUAUAGUUACUGAUGGUGCCCCAGCAGUGGUUGGUAAGAAAGAGGGACCUAAAAAUUAAUAGAGGACAGUGCAAUUGCCACUACCACUUUGAUGAAAUAUCACUGCAUGGUACAUCAGGAAAGUUUCUGUGUGAAAGCCUUAAAAAUGGAUAAUGUUAUGCAAAUUGUCAUCAAAGCUGUGAUCUUCAUAAAGUCCAAGGAACUGAAUCAUAGAAUCAUCAAGGUUGGAAAAGACCUACACCAUCAUCCAAUCCAACUGUCUGCCAGUUCCUUAAGUUCCAGGAGUUCCUUAAAAGAAUGGAUGCUGAUCAUGGGGCAUCAUUUACUUUUCUGAAGGAAUGUGGCUAAGUUAAGGUAAAAUGCUAAAAAGACUUUAUGAUUUGUGAAAUGAAAUCAAGACUUUCAUGGAAACAAAAGGAAAAUCUGUGCCAAAAUGUGAAGAUGAAAAAUGGUUCACACAUUUAGCACUUUUGAUGGAUUUUAUCAUUCAUUUAAAUGAGUUAAAAAUGUGCCUCCAAGGUGAAAAUCAACUUCUCUGUGCUAUGUUUCAAACCAUAACAGCAUUCAAAAUGAAACUUAAAUUAUGGCAAGCUCAAGUUACAGCAAAUAAUUUCAUGCGUUUUAAUAUUUUGGCUAAACACAGUCCUGUGAACAGUGAAAAAUAUGCAGUCUUGCUUUCCAUUCUGAUAAAGUAAUUUGAGAAUAGGUUUCAAGAAUUCUGAAAAAAUCAUCAAUUUCUUGGUAUCUUUGUGACUUGAUUUUCAGUUCACAAUAAAUACAUUGCAUGCACAUUUUCAAAUGGAAUGUAUAAUGUUUCAAUCAGAGUUUCAGCUCAAAGGAAAAACUGAUCACAUCUCUUUACCAGACUUUUAUAAGACUCGUCUAAGCAGAAAAAAGUAUCCCUUUUCGUGAUCACACCUUAUUCAUGUCAUUGUUUUUGACAGUGCAUACAUUUGUGAGUGACUAUUUUCAAGGAUGAAUCACAGGAAGAGUAAUAUUUCAUCAAAAAUCUCAGAUGAACACCGUGAAAGCUCAUUGACAACUGCAACCACUUCCACUGAAUGAGACACUGAUUUGUUAGUUUCACGAAAACAAGGUCAAAUACCCCACUAGAUUCAUGUUUUUGUUGCUGUUUAAGUUUUAAUAAAACAUAUAUAAAAAUUAAGGUUUUUUUUUUUACUUGUAUAAAUUAAGUCAAUUAUGUAUUCUACAUGCGGCCCAAGACAGUUUCUCUUCUCUCAGGCCAAAAAGAUUGGACACCAAUGGGCUAGCCUCAGGCAAAGCUAUGGUGUCUUUGUCCACCUGUUAGCAGCAUAGCUGCCUGGAUUUCUGGAGUUAUUACUACACAGGUAUUUAAGGAUCUCUCUAAUUUUUACUUUUAUUUUUGAUUUUUAUUUCUUGAUCUAGACCAUCUAGAAGUGGUUGUAGAGCUUAAGCUUUUUAGAGUACUCUUGAACAUGUUUGUGAUUGAAUACUUUUAACUACGGCUGCAGGAUGUCUUUUAUCUCUUUGACUCAUAGUAAGAGAAGAGCAUGUGAAUAAAGACUAUAUUUUAUUUGUUAAAUGUUUACCUUCAAGUGUUCUGAAGUAUAAACCUCUUUCUGUUCUGCUCUUGUGUAGCACCUAACACAGGUGCUAUUUGAUGAUAUUUGGGUUUAGGAAGGUGACCUAACUUGCAGAACAAUCCAAAACUCAAGCUUAACUCACUGCUGUACAGCUAUCUGGGGAGUCUCAUUCCCCAGACGUGCUGCUUAUCUUAGAUGCAAUAUACAGUUAACUGUCUAGAAAACUUGUAUACUACAGGUGAUGACAGAAGCCAAGGUCAUUUUGUAACUUCUCAAACAAUGUGGUUACUAGUGCUUAUGUAUGUGUCUGAUAUACCUAUUUUGCUCUGUUUGCAGGUGUGUGCUUUUCUUUCAUCUUUGCUUCUUUUACUGUGCGUGGUUGAAACCUCUUAGGAAUCCUUUGGGAACUUCUCUGCUUAUCCAGAGACUGAAAUAGAGCCCUUUCAAGUCAGAUAGCAGACUUCAGUCUACUUGACUGAGCUUUGAAUGAAGAACCAAAAUGUUGUCUUUGUUGAAGCAAAUGGUGAGGCUUCAGUAAGGUCUGGAAUUCCCUUGAUUCUAGCAUAGGAAUAUGUUUACCUAUUAAGAAUACCCAGUGUGACAAGUUAUCCUUUAGUGACUUCUUUGUGAGGGCUGUUUUUCUGUUGUUAUUUUGCUUCAGGGGGUGAUUAUUUGUGAUCCAACAUGAAUCUGUUCAAUAGGAACAACAGCAACCUCUCACUGACCUUGUGCUCAUGAUGUGAAUCAUGGAUCUAUAAAUUAUGAAUUUGUCAGAAGUCUAAAUGAAGUGCACCAUUUGAGAUGUAGGAAUGUACAUACAUUUGAGAUGGAGAAUUGUACAUAAGCACCAGUGUGAGCUUGUGGAGUGCUAGUCAGUGCACUGCUUGAAAGAAGUUUUAUUGCAUGCCCCAAUAGCAAAUAGGUUGCUGUGUUUUUGAAGGAGAGAAAACUGUAGCAUAAAAUCAACCUUGUUAGCCACUAAGGUGUAUGGCAGGCCAGCGAUGGGAAGCUAGUGCAGUGUCAGAUUCAUACCUUCAAUUGUUUUACCUUUGUUGCUUCUUGUCAAUGUGCAUUUAAACAUCAGGGGAAAACAUUGUGUAGCAGUGCAAUUCAGUUGGGGACAAUGAUUUGUGAGUACAUUUAUAAAAACAAUUUAAUUUGGAGGUUGGGUUUUAAAUGCAUUUGAAACAUGGGUUGACUAAGUUAUUUCUGUGUAUUUAUCAAGUGAGGAAGCUGGAUAUUUUUUUCUAUAACUUCUGGCUAAGGACAGUUGAAUGGUGUUGUGUGCUUAUGCUUUCUGUUCCUGCUUGAGAAGGCCGCAAGUUUCAGCUAUCUUAGAGUGUGUCUUAAGUGCAUUUACUGGAACAGUGAUAGCAUGCUCAAGGGUGGGAUUUUUAUGGAUUUCUUUUUGCCCACCCAUUUAUGUUCCUGUCCCACUUGGUACACCGAGUGGUACAAAGCCUGUUGCUCUUUGCUUUUGCUGGAUUUCUCACAGUUAUCACCUGUGUCAAUGUGUGAUGACGAUUACAAGCAGCAGUUAUGCACCCUUGCAGUUAUGUCGGAUUGAUGUGGCAAACAGGACUGCCAAGUGCUAAACAGCAACAAAGCUUCCCUAGGCUUGAUGUUGUGCAGGUCUCUUUUUGCAGCAGUUAACACUACUACUUAAUGCAUAUGUUGUUUGCCGGUAAACUUGAAGUUGCUCAGAGUGUUUUGGUUUUGUUAUUCUUAAUGUUGGUUCCUUGUUUGCAAGCCAGGUCUCGCUUCAACUGGAUUGCUGUGCUGGUUAUUUUGCAUGCUGUGCUUUCAAGAAGAAGGUUGCCUUAUACGUGUUUGCAAGGAACGUCAGAUUGUCACAGCAAAAAUUUCUUGAUCGUUUGCUGUAGUUGUGUAUGUCAGCUAUCUCCAUUAACUCAGAAGAUGACUAAUGAGUGGAAUAAGAAUGAUGAUCGGCUGCUGCAGGCGGUGGAGAAUGGUGAUCCUGAGAAAGUGGCUUCACUGCUGGGUAAAAAGGGAGCCAGUGCCACCAAACAAGAUAGUGAAGGCAAAACUGCUUUUCACCUGGCAGCCACAAAAGGACAUGCAGAAUGCCUCAGGAUUAUGGUGACACAUGGUGCAGAUGUGACAGCCCAAGAUGGUGCAGGGCACAGUGCUUUACAUCUUGCAGUGAAGAACAGCCACAUUGACUGCAUUAAGAGGUUACUUCAGUAUAAAUGUUCUGUAUACAGCACUGACAACAGUGGGAAAACAGCUUUACAUUAUGCAGCAACGUGUGGUUGUCUUCAGGCUGUUCAACUUCUCUGUGAACACAAAUGUCCAAUUAAUAUGAAAGAUUUGGAUGGGAACAUACCUUUGCUGCUUGCAGUACAAAAUGGCCAUACAGAAGUCUGUAAAUACCUUCUGGAUCAUGGAGCAGACAUCAACACAAGGGAUAAAAAUGGAAGAACUGCUUUGAUGAUAGCUUGUGAAGCUGGUAGCCUUAACAUGGUGGAAGUGUUCCUUAGGAAAGGUGCAGAUGUCAGUUUAGUAGACGUCUUCGGACAGAAUGCCCUGCAUUACUCCAAGAUCUCUGAGAAUACAGGAAUCCAGAAUCUGCUGUCAUCAAAAAUAUCUCAGGAUGUGGAUGCAAAAUCACCAACAAAAGUAAAGCAGCAUGAUCAAGGCUCUAAAUUAAGUUCAGAAAGAAGUGGAACUCCAAAAAAACGCAAAGCCCCACCUCCUCCUAUCAGUCCUAUGCAGCUUAGUGAUUUGUCCUCUCCACGCUCAUCAACUUCAACUCCUAUGACUGGAAAAGGACAGGCUUUCUUUGCUGACCAACAGGAAGACUUCAGCUCCUUGCUUCAAGACAAUAAAGACAGACUAAGUGACAGCACCGCAGGUGCUGAUAGUUUGUUGGAUGUGAGUUCUGAAACUGAACAGCAAGAUCUACUUAUGCUGAUGCAAGCAAAAAUUGCUUCUUUGACAUUACACAAUAAGGAACUACAAGACAAAUUACAGGAAAGAACACCUAAAGAAGUGGAUUCUACCAUAGAUUCUUAUCAUUCAACCCAAAGAGAGUUUGAUCAAACAGCAGAUAGACAAAGCGAGAUCUCAGCUCAGGAGCUGAAGUCUACCUUAAAUGCCACCCAGUCUCAAGAAAAGUUGACAAGCCCCAGUGAAAUAAAAAUAAAGUACCUCCAGGAAGAUUCAAAGGAUGCACAGAGGAAAUUAGAGAAUUCCGAAACCAAAAGAAAGCACUUAGAAGCUCAGGUCCAGUCUAGAGUCCCAGAAGCAGAUUUAAAUAACACAGAUAUCUCAGAAAAUGGCUCUGAUCCUAGCCUGAAAAUCCAAGAAACUCAAAGCAAGUAUGAAGAAGCAGCGAAAGAGGUUUUAAAUGCACAAAAGCAAGUGAAACCGGGUCUUGUUUCCUCUGAAAGUGAAGAAACUUGUUCUGAGCUGAGUAAGUUGAAGGUUACAUGUGAAGAAGUUGAGAUGCUUAGGCAAGAAUUAAGGAGAGCCUUGGAGGAAAGUGAAAGACAAAAAGAGAAAGUGAGAGAGCUACAGAAGAAGUUUGAAGAAAGAGAGCAGAAUGUUACCAGCAAAUUGUCUGUGGAAGAAUGUGAGGAAUUAAAGAAUUCAUACUGUUCAGUUAUUGAUAACAUUAAUCAAGAGAAAGCACUGUUGAUUGAGAGGUACAAAGAAGGGCAAGAGGAAAUUAAAAGGCUACAGGACAAGCUGACAAAUCAGACACAUUUAGAGUCUAGUGCUGAAUCAGGAGAAAUGAAAGAUGCAAUGCACAGAAUGAUAGAUGAGCUCAACAGACAACUCAGUGAAUUGUCCCAGUUGUACAAAGAAGCACAAGCAGAGCUUGAAGAUUAUAGGAAGAGAAAGACUCUAGAUGAUAUAGCUGUGGACUACAUACCUAGAGAUGAACAUGAGAAGCUCAUGCAAGUAACAAAUUCUUUGAAAUACAAAGCAGAGAAUGAGUUAUUAGAAAUGAAAUCCCAGUACACAAAAGUAUUAGAUGAAGCAGAAGAGCUAAAGCAGAUGUUGGACACUCAGAAACAAAACUCAUUGCCAAUUGCUGAACACCAGCAGGUGAUGAAUGCACUUAGAAGUACUGUAAAGGAAAUGGAAGAAGAAAUAAAUGAGCUCAAAGAAUUACUUACCAACAAGGAAAGUGAAGUAAGAAAUCUACAGAAGGAAUUAUUAGAAGAAAAAGCUGCAAUUAAUGAGGCAAUGGUACCCAGGGCUGCAUAUGAAAAACUCCAAUCUUCAUUAGAAGGUGAAGUUAGUAUUUUGUCAUCAAAACUGAAGGAUGUAAUCAAAGAGAAGGAAAAUGUGUCCUUAGAUGUUAUGCAGCUGAGAAGUGAAGUUUUGCAUUUGAAAGAAGAGAAAGAAGGUAUGCAUAAUCUGCUUGAAGCGAAGGAACGGGAGGUGAGUGGUCUUCACCAGAAGUAUCAUCAAGCUCAAGAAGAUCUUCUUGAGAUGAAAAGAUACUCUGAAAGCUCAUCAAAGCUAGAAGAGGAUAAAGAUAAAAAGAUCAAUGAAAUGUCCAAGGAGGUCAGCAAGUUAAAAGAAGCUUUGAACAGCCUUUCUCAGCUUUCCUACUCAACCAGUGCCCCCAAAAGACAAAGUCAGCAGCUGGAGGCAUUACAACAACAAGUGAAGCAGCUGCAGAACCAACUGACUGAAACAAAGAAACAACAUCAGGAAACGGUGUCAGUUUACAGGAUGCAUCUUCUCUAUGCUGUGCAGGGUCAAAUGGAUGAAGAUGUCCAGAAGGUGCUUAAACAGAUUUUAUCCAUGUGCAAAAGCCAAUCACAGAAGAAGUAAACAAACAAGCAAAUCUCCCCGUUUCUGUUAAUACUGUUAUGGGUGUUUAUCUAGAUUUGCCUUAACAUAAGAUUUAAAAUUGGCAAUUUGCUGCUUUUUUGUUGUUGUGUUGUUUGUGAGGUGGAUUUGUUUGUCUGUCUACUACUUUCCAUGUGCAUCUGCAUUAGCAGUAACUAAACACAUGCCUGCUUUUCCAAAUGCAAGUAUGUUCUUCAGACUUAGGCCACUCCAUGUCAUGUUUACUCUGAAAGUACUUUCUAGCUUCCUCCAAGAGGGGGGUUAAUCUGGAGGCAAGCACUAAUGUCACCUGGAUAACGGUGAAAUUCUCCAUAAGGACUCCUGCACUGUGUAUAAGCUGCAUCUUGUUAAUGGGGAUAUUUUAAUUGCUUGAUGGUGCAGCACUUAGGUUCCAGACAUUUUGCCACUUGCAGUCUCUGGCAGAGCAGAAGUGAGCCUUGCAGCAGAGAGCAGAAGUAGAUCUUUAUGGUGAGCCAGAACAUCCAACAGCUCUACUUAGUAACCUAAUUUUAUUUAAGACUAGCACACCAUAAUGUGGCUGUCCCAACCCAUCCAAUGCACUGAGUACACAAAAAUCCCACCAUGCUUCAUAAUUUCCUUGAAUGAAUAAUUUCCUUGAACUAAAACUAUUUCAAAAGGUAAAAUAAGUAGUUUAUUGAAGUUGUCUGCACAAACAACUAAUUAUAAUAGGUUUAGCUAUCUAUGCAAGUGUUGGCCAUGAAGCUCAGGAACAAAACCAGAACAUAUACUUUAGACAAGGGAUUCUAGUGAACACAGGAUGUUUACAGUGAAUGUUAAUGCCUCAUACUUCCUAACCUCACUUUUGUAAAGAUCUUCUCUUCAGUCUAUUUUUAUCGGCCCUCUAAUUAAUUUUUUUGUAACUAAACCAUUUUUUCUACAUAAUAUUUGCAUUAAGCUUAUUAACAAAUAUUUUUAGGUAAUUGUGUAUUAGAAUUUCCUUUUAUACCCCCAAGUAUUCAGUAAAUAGUGAAGCACAGAGAAGUGUUCUCAGUUUGAACAAGAUCUGUACAGAGUCAUAGACCUGUCUGUCAGUGUGGUCCAGAGCAGUGAGGUGUAAAAUGCAGCUCAGCUGGAUGUAUCAGCAAGUGUAGAAAUGGUAGGUAGGGAACUCCAAAUGACCUCAAAAAUCCCUGUAUGUUGUUUCUAGAGUCCAGGGUCAUCAAGAAUGCUUUUGUCAGCACUUUCAGAUUUGGAAGUCAAAUAAAAAAUGCCCAGUGUGGUUUAGUAUGAAAUUAUGGAAGACAUUUUCUAAGCACACACUGCACUUGAGGGUAUAACCAUUCGACAGAUCUUGCAGCUUCACUGUGGUAUUUGUUAGCUCCCUGCUAGUGGAUGCAUCUCUAUUAAAAAAAUCUCCAGAGCUGUAUGACCUGUGAAGUUAAUAUAGAGUCAUAACAGGACAAGAGCCAGCGGUGCCAGAGGCUGGCUGGACUCAUAGUGCACUUAUAACAGAUAAUUCCUAUCCCUGGAAAAACUAAAUCGGAUUUUUAAAACCAAUUAACAAACAAAACACACCUUUGCAUCAGUUAGACCUUGGUGUUACUUUUCUUGGGUGGUUUAACUAGUGCCUGCUUAUUUUGGACAGUAUUUUCUAGUUAGGUGGUUUUGAAAAUGCUCCAAAGAAAUGUGAAAAGAAUUUUGCUGCAGCGCUUCAGAAUGAACAACGAAAUUUUAAGCAUGCUACUGCUGCAAAGUAUAAAACUUGGUGAACCAUUUUGUAGGUUGCCUGAUGGAUUUAGUCUUCUACCUUGUUUUGGUUUGUAUAUUUAUUACAAUAAUCUUUGUGGAAUACUGAAAAUUAUACACUACAGCAUAGCAAGUUUCUUUAUAUGUAAUUUACAAGAACUUUCCUUAUGCAGCAAAUAAACUAUUCCAAUUUUUUCA